Messenger RNA from Rubroshorea leprosula, 555 nucleotides. Lineage: Eukaryota; Viridiplantae; Streptophyta; Magnoliopsida; Malvales; Dipterocarpaceae. The record is from the annotation of a GenBank genome assembly.
AGUAGCUAAGAAUGGUCAUGAAGGCAGGCCAUGUCCUUGAUUUUUUUCCUCUUGUUUUCCUUUUCUUCAGUGUUGGAAACCAUCCUCCGUGAUCUUCUGCCUUCUUCCCACCAUAAACGGAUAGUGGGGAUUUCACGCCUAGGAUUCUACGGGAUAGCUGCUGGAAAGGGUGUUGGUUCUGGAACGAUUAUUGAUGCGGAUGGCACUAUUUUAACAUGUGCCCAUGUUGUGGCUGAUUUUCAGGGCAUGCACCCUUCUUCUAAGGCGAAGGUCAGUGGUUACUUGUACAUUGGAAUGCCUAGGUCUAAAUAGUCAUUUGAACACUGUCCUUGAUGAUGCAUUUGUAGUUUUCACUUAGAACCAUUCUGCCAUAUCAAUAUUGUCAUAUUUGAACUCUAUGUAAAUCUAGGGAAAAUUCUCUUGGAAUGGUCAUGGUGCUGAGAUUGCAGUGAUGCAAACACUAGUCAAUUUCAAAAUUAUUUUAUAAUCCAUGCUGGGUUUUGCAUCCUCAUAUAUCCUUUUUUAGCUCUGUUGUAUUAAAAAAAAAAAAAGCAU